AUGGCUGCCGCCACGGUAUCCCUUAACGCCACGUCAUGCACGCAUCACAUUCUUUCCUCCCCUGGUGUUCCUCAAAACUCGUCGUCGCUUCUUCCUCUCCCGUCACUCGCGCUACGUGUUUCCUGCGCGACACGAGGAGCAGUGCCACCGACCUUGCCGCGAUUCCCGGCGACCGGAGCGCGUGAAUGUGCAUCAAGGCGAGCAAUUCCGUUAAGACGUUCGCUCGCGGCGCGAGCUUCGUCGGACGAUAGCGGCUCCGCCGAUACCUCGCAGGCCGACGCUUCGCCGAAGCCCCCGCCAGCAGCGCAACCCGCCACGCCUCCUCCGCAACAAGGCUUGGUGAAGGGCCAGGUGACCGCCAUCAUCACAGGAGCCAUCUCUCUCAUCCUCGCUAUAGGCUACCUCGCUUUAGUGCAGCUGCUCGACUCCAGAGGGCUACAGAUGCUGCCUCCCCCACCUGAAGCCUUUGGCCCCUGA
Closterium sp. Naga37s-1 is the source of this 477-nucleotide messenger RNA. Lineage: Eukaryota; Viridiplantae; Streptophyta; Zygnematophyceae; Desmidiales; Closteriaceae. The record is from the annotation of a GenBank genome assembly.